AUGGCCGAGGUCCAAGCCCGCCUGCAGUCCCUGUCUGAGGACUACCAGAAGCUGCAGCAAGAGCUGCAAGACACGGUUGCCUCGCGGCAGAAGCUGGAGGGCCAGAAGCAGGAGAAUGUCGGCGUGCAAAAGGAGUUUGACAACCUGGGCGACGACGAGACCAUCUACAAGCUGGUCGGGCCUGUGCUGCUGAAGCAGGACAAGAUUGAGGCCGAGAGCACCGUCAAGGGCCGGCUCGACUUUAUCAGCGGCGAAAUCGCGCGGCUGGAGGGCAGCAUCAAGGAGACGCAGGACAAGAUGGAGAAGAAGAAGACGGAGAUUAUCCAGGUGCAGUCACAGGCACAGCCGCAGGGCAAGCAGUGA
Messenger RNA from Purpureocillium lilacinum, 363 nucleotides. RefSeq lists its product as uncharacterized. NCBI's taxonomy places the organism in Eukaryota, Fungi, Ascomycota, Sordariomycetes, Hypocreales, Ophiocordycipitaceae. Gene Ontology annotation, cellular component: prefoldin complex; cytoplasm. Gene Ontology annotation, molecular function: protein-folding chaperone binding. The record is from RefSeq and is a predicted model, not a curated record. Gene Ontology annotation, biological process: protein folding; chaperone-mediated protein complex assembly.